GACCCCGACAUGCUGCAGGUGGGGAAUGGCGGCAUGAGAGAGUCGGAGUACCGCGUGCACUUCAGCCUCUGGGCCAUCAUGAAGGCGCCUCUCUUGAUUGGCUGCGACCUCUCUCGUGUAUCAAAUGCGACACUGCGCAUUCUGGGGAAUGAUGAAGUCAUUGCUGUUAACCAAGACCGGCUGGGAGUGCAGGCAAGGAAGGUGCAAGUCUCUGAGGACAGCCUCAUAGAGGUGAGAGAGGUCAGAUGGGCCCUUGCUCGCCUAGGGUGAGGGAGGUCAGAUGGGCCCUUGCUCGCCUAGGGUGAGUGAGGUCAGAUGGGCCCUUGUUCGCCCAAGCUGACUCUGAUGAUGCUGCAUGUGCUUGCAAGCGAGCUGGUCCUUGUGGCACUUCACAGCAACUACCUCAUGGGGCAGCACUAAUU
This is a messenger RNA of Closterium sp. NIES-67, 422 nucleotides long. The record is from the annotation of a GenBank genome assembly. NCBI's taxonomy places the organism in Eukaryota, Viridiplantae, Streptophyta, Zygnematophyceae, Desmidiales, Closteriaceae.